Messenger RNA from Aspergillus saccharolyticus JOP 1030-1, 1114 nucleotides. Its product is annotated as SDR family oxidoreductase. The transcript is spliced from 8 exons. The coding region runs from base 92 to 958 and encodes 288 amino acids. Gene Ontology annotation, molecular function: acylglycerone-phosphate reductase (NADP+) activity; triacylglycerol lipase activity. Gene Ontology annotation, biological process: triglyceride catabolic process; phosphatidic acid biosynthetic process. NCBI's taxonomy places the organism in Eukaryota, Fungi, Ascomycota, Eurotiomycetes, Eurotiales, Aspergillaceae. The record is from RefSeq and is a predicted model, not a curated record. Gene Ontology annotation, cellular component: lipid droplet; endoplasmic reticulum.
CAUUCAUAUUCAAGAAAACUUUGAUCCCAGCUUUGGUACCUGUUCUCCGUGAUAAACUGUCAAACUUAUUCCCUUCUCUCGGAUCUACACCAUGUCACGAACCCAGAAAUUCGCACUUGUCACCGGAUGCGGCCAGGGUGGAAUUGGCGAAGCGCUGGUGACCGAGUAUGCUCGCCGCGGCAUUCAUCCCAUUGCCACCGUUCUGCCCAGCGAGUCGAGCCAGCAUCUGUCCGCGAAUGGCAUCACCUUCUUCCCCCUCGAUGUGACAGUCGAGGAGUCAGUGGUGGAGCUCAAAGCCCGCAUUCAGGAGCUCACGGGCGGAUACCUCGACAUCCUGGUGAAUUGCGCGGGGAUUGCGUAUACGAUGACGGCGAUUGACACAGACGUGGGUGCCGUACAACGCAUGUUCGAUGUGAACCUCUUUGGCCCGAUGCGCAUGGUGCACCACUUUCACGACCUCAUUAUACCAGCAAAGGGCACGAUCGUCAACAUUGGCUCCAUUGGUGGCGUUGUUCCGUACUUGUAUGGAGCAUCGUACAAUGCCACUAAAGCUGGUCUUCAUCACUGGUCCAAUACACUGCGUGUCGAAAUGGCCCCCUUCGACGUCCGAGUCAUCACAGUUAUUUCCGGUGAGGUAUAUACCAACAUCCUGAAAAACGACGCCCAUCGCCAACUCCCCGAAGGCUCCUACUACAGUCCCCUGGCGGAAGAAUUCCGCCAGCACGUCACCAGGACCCCGUCCGGGGCGACGGAUCGGUUCCAGUAUGCCUCCAAGGUGGUUGGGGAGAGUCUACGCUCCAAUCCGUCCGCCUGGUUCUGGACGGGCAGUUCGACCGGGUUAAUCCGUUGUUUGGAUACUUUCGCCUGGCGAACGAUUUGGGAUUGGAUGUUUUGGCGGAUGUUUAACCUGGGAAAGUUGCAUCGAUCUCACGCCGCGCUGGACAAGAAGCAGGUUUAGUUCUAGCGUAGCCUUGGCUUUCCAUGUCGAGUGAUGGAAUUACAGUAUGGAGGGGUACCAGCUCACCUCAAAAGGAGGUCAGGAUUAGUGCGAGGGGGGUAGAAUGUCUGACUUCCUGGAAUAGUAACAGCUUCUCUAAACCCCUUAGGGCUUUUC